Molecule: messenger RNA, 1471 nt
Organism: Fusarium redolens
Lineage: Eukaryota; Fungi; Ascomycota; Sordariomycetes; Hypocreales; Nectriaceae
Exons: 1
Coding region: 161-1405 (414 amino acids)
Source: RefSeq, a predicted model, not a curated record
CUUCGUGAGCCCAGAUUAGAGACGGUCUCAUAUCAACACAAUCCACCAAUCCUCAAUCAAUAGCAUUACCCUCUUCACAAACAAGCACCGCUUCAGCAUCACUACAAAGAACAUUUCCAACUUCCAAAAACUUUCCAAUAUACAAAAUAUCUUCUUCAACAUGGCUGUGCCUAGUAUCACAGUCUCUUCCCCUAAAACCACAUCCGAGUCUCCCACGACCCGGGCUGCCAAAUCCCCUAUUGAGUGGGACCAUUACUAUUCCAGUCCACGCUUCUCCGAGAACCGAGACAUCGAAAUGCACAGACCGGAAGAUUAUGAGAACGACGGUAUCUACGACGCCGAGGAUGAUAAUCUGGACGAAAACUUCGUAUACGGGCGUCUUUCGCCUGUCCCUGCACCUCGACAGCGCACGAGAACACUUUCUGAUAUUAACGGCUACCUUCCCGGAUACCGCUUUGUCGGUAACCGUGAUGUUGAGAUGGGUGAGGCCGAUGUGGAGUAUGAAAGUUCAUUUCAUGAGUUCACCUUUGAGCAUCCGUUUCGCCAUGUCGAUGAGUUUGAGGGUUUUAGUGGCUGUUGGGGUGACAGAGAAUAUGAGGCAGAUGUUUCGGAGGCCGGCUAUGAUGCUGAAGAUGAAGAGUCAGGCGCUGAUGUUUCCUCGGAGGACGAUGAUGGGUCUGAGGACGAUGACACCUAUCGGGACGUCCCCGAGUUUUCCGUUUGCGACAGUCCCGCCGGCUUUCAAGGUAACGAUUCAGGGUACUACGCCAGUACGGAUUAUGAAGAGCCUGCCGAUGACCUCUCUGGGUAUGACCCCGAGGUUUCCUCCCUGGGUAAUGCUGCUGGUCACUACAGUAGCGGCCGUGGGGACAAUGACAUGGCAGUCGAAGAGGCAGUCUACACGAUUCCUCGAAUCCUUUCUGACAUGCAAGAUACCAACUGGGGACCUCGAAAGCGUAGGUUUGAUGAGUAUGAGGAGGUUGAAAUCGAAGAAGAUGGGUUCGAAGAGGGUGAGUUUGAAGAGGGUGAGUUCGACGAUGUUCAACUGGAGAAACCUAAGCGCGAGGUUGGCGAUGACGAUAGUACACCAUCUGAUGAUGAGAUGUGCAUGGAACACAUGUUGGACUGUGGAGUCUGUUCUGAUCUCUACUUCAACUCCACUGACGCUCCCCAGGAUGAUGAAUAUGCCCUCGAGGACUAUGCUCCUCAGGAUAACGAUGUUGAGUUCGAGGAGUUCCCUCGAAUGCUACAGGCGAUUCCUGAGCUGGAUGAACCCAACAGCUCCCUGCCCUAUGGCUAUGCAGACCACGCGCCUGGAGAUACUUAUGUGGAUGGAGGCUUUGGGGUCGAGGAUGACUUCUAUCCCGAUGAAGCUGGCCCCGUUGUGGACGAUGAAGGUUGCUAGGAUGAUAAUCCCCCCUACUUCAACGACGCUCAGCUCGAUUUGGCGGAGGUAAAGUACACUUUCAUC